Messenger RNA from Arachis ipaensis, 889 nucleotides. Lineage: Eukaryota; Viridiplantae; Streptophyta; Magnoliopsida; Fabales; Fabaceae. The record is from RefSeq and is a predicted model, not a curated record.
CAAACUUCCAAGUAGUUAUAUAUAUCUUAUGUUAUAUGGACCCGCCCAAUAAAACUUAUAAGUUAGUUCCAUUUUUUUCAGCUUAAUAAUUAACUCUAUGAUCAACAUGGCAAAGGUGCUCCUGUCAUGUCUUCUUCUCUUUGCUUUUGUGGUGGUGUCAUGCUCAGCCACCACCUACACUGUUGGAGAUACCUCUGGCUGGGACAUUAGCACUAAUCUUGAAACUUGGGUUGCUGAUAAGAAUUUCAAAGUUGGUGAUGCUCUUGUUUUUCAGUAUUCAUCAUCCAAUAGUGUAGACGAAGUUACAAAAAAGAACUAUGAUACAUGUGACACAACCGAUGUGUUGGCGAGUUAUGGAAAUGGAAACACUUCGGUGCCAUUGACACGAGCUGGGGAUAGAUACUUUGUGAGCGGAAACAGGUUGUAUUGCCUUGGAGGGAUGAAGCUCCAUGUUCAUUGUUCAUUUUCACCGGCUAUGGCACCUAAUGCUGUGGCCGGAUCUGACCAAAACCCUGCAACUACAUUUCAACAGUCUCCUUCAUCAAAGAAGAACACACCUGUUUCAAAUGGAGUUGUGAAUUUCCCACCAAAUAUUCUCAGUUUGGUUUACGUUGCUUUAGUGGCUGCUACUUUGGGAUGAUACAAAUUUAGAGAAAAGUUCACGUUAAUUUGACAAAAAAAAAUGUAAUUUUGUUAUGUUUUGUUGGAAGAGUCAUCCACAACAUACUUUAUACAUGAUUGUUGUUGAACACAAUUGAAUGAUAGACACUUUGAUGUUUUUAUGCAUAACAAAGUUGGCAACUUGGCAUGUUAGUUUACCUCAUGAAACUGUUUUGUAGAACAUUUGAAUCAUAUGCUUUGCCUUGGAGGCAGAGGGGCUUUUACUUUA